CAGUAUCGAUGCCAACAUAUGUUUAAAGUACUCAUUCAAAGCGGUGUUUUUUUCGUGUAAACAAUAUUUAAUAAAAAUUAAAGCAAAAUGGCCUCAAAUAAUAUGCCAGAGGAGAAUUUCGAAGGCGGAGAUUUCAACUUUGAUGACGAUGCCGAUGAUGACCAGUUUGUGUCCACAAAUUCCGGACGAAAGCGCCUUUUCAGCAAGGAGCUGCGCUGCAUGAUGUUUGGGUUUGGCGACGAUAAAAACCCGUACACGGAAACCGUAGAUCUGCUGGAGGAUCUGGUCAUUGAAUAUAUCGCGGAGACCACGCACCGGGCCAUGGAAAUCGGGCGAACAGGUCGUGUCCAGGUGGAGGACAUUAUCUUCCUGGUGCGCAAAGAUCAACGCAAAUACGCCAGGGUCAAGGAUUUGUUGACCAUGAACGAGGAGCUCAAGAAGGCGCGCAAGGCCUUUGACGAGAUCAAGUAUGUGGGCACCGAGGGCAAGCUCAAAUGACAGCGGCCCAAAAAAGCACUACCAAAUCCAGGAACAAGCCAAUCCUAGCAGUAAGCUCCAGCGUACGAAUUAUUCUAAAAGUUUUUAAUACUCUAAGCUAGCCCAUAAUAAACUAAUCAAAGUAGUCUUCAAUGUCAA
Molecule: messenger RNA, 636 nt
Organism: Drosophila elegans
Lineage: Eukaryota; Metazoa; Arthropoda; Insecta; Diptera; Drosophilidae
Gene: Taf13
Product: transcription initiation factor TFIID subunit 13
Exons: 3
Coding region: 88-498 (136 amino acids)
Biological process (GO): transcription by RNA polymerase II
Cellular component (GO): transcription factor TFIID complex
Molecular function (GO): protein heterodimerization activity
Source: RefSeq, a predicted model, not a curated record